CUGAAGAUCAGUCUGUCAAGGGAACAAAGAAUCCAAGGUCACCAGAAGAGGGUUCACCAGAGGGGUUAAAGGUUGAAACAGAUCCAAUUGAAAUGUCUGAUACUAUGACACAAAAAGAAGUUCCUAAAAAGGAAGCCAGCACAAAGAAAGCUACAUCUCCUAAGAAGGGAAUCAAAAAGCCAAAAAAAUUCAAGCCACCAGCAAACUUUGGUUUUCAGGGAGGAGGUGACAUAGAAAUAUUUGCCCCACCCCCGAAAAACGGUAAUCCGAGUGAAGACGAGCAACAGGCAGAGCCUUCAGCCAAUGAGCUUGACAUACCUGGAUCACAUGACGUGGAAGCGACCAAUCAGAUGGCACAGAGUCUGGAAAUGGUCCAUGAGUUUGGUGCUGGAGAAAUGCCUGAAGAAGAUAAUGAAGGCUUUGCUACAGCACAAGCAGGAAUUGAUGAACAGUCAGCCUGGGAGAUGCUGGAUAAAUAUGGAACAGAAGAAAAGUGUGAACAUGGAGAAGUGAGUGUUUAUGACAAGGAAUUUGUUCAGGAAGAAAAAACAGAAGAGGUAGAUGUUCCUCCUGUGGAAUCCAGUGUUGAUCCUGAAGACUUAAUUAACAGCAGCCCUAGUCCUUUAAUGACCACACCUAAGGCAUCGACUCGUGUUCCCAAACACCCAGCGGCUCGGGUACUGGAGGAGAAUCUGGAGGAGCAUGGGGGUGUAAGGGGAAGUAAUAAGAACAACAGUGAUGAAACUGACGAAUUGAAAUACUACGACGCUUACGAAUAUCCACCUAAGAAGGAUGGUAAAGAAAUGACAGAGGCGAAAUCUCCGGUUGAUAACAAUAUUGUACAUCUAGUCCAGGAACAGAGCAGCAAUAAUAAGGUGCUAAAAUACUCACAGUCUGAUGUGAACAAAAUAAAGCAGGAGUUAGAGCUGGACUUUCAGGCCCGACUCCUAAACAAGGAGCGAGAAUGGAGCCAGAAACUGGGGGCUCGGGACAAAGUCAUCACAGAGCUACAGGAACAAAACAAACUGUACAAGGCAACCAAUGAGGACAUGAGGGCAGUUGUUGCCGAGUUUGAGAAGACUAUUGCCCAGUUACACAGUGAAAAAGAGAGAUCGGUGAAUGAAUCCCAACAGACAUUUGAAGAAGUCGUCAAGGAGAGAGACCAGGCCUUAGAAGAUCUUCAAGGAGUGGAAGCCUCAUUUUCAGAUUUGCACAGACGAUACGAGAAAACAAAGGGUGUUGUGGAGGGGUUCAAAAAGAAUGAGGAAGUAUUAAAGAAGUGUAUCCAGGACUACCAGAGUAAACUAAAGGUCGCCGAGGACAAACUACAGGAAUUUGUACAGCAGGCAGAGACCAAGAUUGACAGUGCUAACAAUGAAAUGGAGCGCACUCGUAAGGCGGCAGCAUCAGACAUCGCUCGUCUGGAGGCGGCGGUGAAGAAAGCGGAACUUCAAGUCCAGAGUCUACAGAGGUCACUGGAUCAAAAGGUAAAAGAAAAUGAAGAAUUGACCUCAAUAUGUGAUGAACUGAUAGCAAAAGUUGGAAGCUGAAAACACUUCCAUAUCAGUGUACUGUUAUCAACCCAACUCCAUACAUGAGACUGUUCACCAAGUUUCAUAUAAAUUCCUCGAGAUUGAAUGACUUGGUAAUUAGAGUGCUUUAUUGAAAAUGAAUACCUGCUUUUGGAGAACUGCCAUUAUUAUUCAUCACUCAGUUUUGAUAUAUGUCAUUUUAUGAAUCUGAUUCAUGAUUUAUAUGAAUAUAUGCUGUCAACGUUCAUUAAUUUUUUGCCUCCAGUAUAAGCUUAAUUAUUAUGAUCUUAAUUGAAUUUGAACAAAAAAUUUGAUUUUUUUCUGCUUCUAACAUGCUUACAACUAACAUAAAGCUUCUAUUUGUACACAAUAAUUGUUACUUUUGAUAUACAUUAUACUCAUUUUUUCCCUAAUAAAAUUCAGGUACAUGACUUUGUUUGAAAGAGAGAAACCGAUAAACUGGGUACCCAAUGUGAUACAAAAACCAUUUUUGUUCUUGUUAAUAACAGAAUACAGAAUUUAUUGUUUCAGAAAUAUUUUACUAUGUAUUAUUACAGUUUGUUAUGUUUACAAUGCAAAUUUUAUUUGCUGUGAAAAUGAUAUUCCUAUGAUAUAUAUGUUACUGAACGAAUUGUUACACCUUGAAUUUCAAAUGUACUUAUAAAUUGUGCUGAAACUUUGAACAUAUGAAAAGUAUAGGAAUGAGGGAUGUAUGUUCAUCAUUAUAGCUAUUUAUAUUAUUUAAAAUUCUUCAAAGUGUCAUUUACGGUUCAUUGUUCCCUGAUAUGUACAUGUAUGUAUAGAAUUAUCAUGAUUUUCAUAUAUAUUUCAACAACUGUUGAUAGGUUUUGCAAGAGUUAUCCUCCUUAGGUAAAGUGAUGAUCACCGUAAAAAACAGAUAAGAGAGUUUAAUGUGAGGAUGAUUUUUAAGAUCAUUUCGUGAUGGAUAUAAAUAUCAUAAAAAAUUGUAUAAUGAGGACCCUGCAAUUAAUUCACAAAACCCGUAAAACACCAAAUAACCACAUUCACAAUGAUUGAUUGAUACAAAUUUGUCACAAUGUACACUAUUUUAAUUUUACAAAUUUAUGCUAGGUUUAUUUUUUGGUGCUUUGUUUGAUUUUGAAGAGGAAUUAAAUCUCGUUUAUUGCACUGCAUCCCCAUGACUGAUUUUUCAAUACACUAUACAUAUACACAGGUGCACUGUCUCACAGGCAUUUUAUGAAAUGAAAAUUUUCAAAUGAUAAACAUUACAUAGAAACAUACAUACAGAAUAAGCAUAGUAUCAUUUACACCAUUUAUAAUUCAUGAUAUAUAUGGAUCAAGUUUGCUAGAAAUUGCCUGUUCUGGGUUGACUACCAGCACACUUUUGAAGAAAAUGAUUUUCACAAGAGAAAAAAGGGAAGAGAUAAAAAUAUUAUUCAAAAUAAAAUUUGCAUCCAUAUUAUAAAUAUCAUAUGCUGAAAUAUUUAAAUCUAGUGCAGAAAUGGAGGAAGUCAAAAUCAAUAAAUCUACUCCUAGAAAUAUUUUGAAAGGUAAAUCCUAAUUACAAGGUGGAAAUCUUUUAUUCAAUAAUUUUGUUAUAUCAGCAAUGCGAUGAGAAUACAGUACAUAGGAAUUGUGUGUUUACAAAUUUGUAUAAAUAUUGAGUUCAGAAUGUUGUACAAUAAAUUAAAGUCUGCAGUUGCCAUGAUUACACAUUUUAUCAUAUCUGGUCAUUUUGUUGCAAUUUCACUUGUGCAUGUUAUUUGAUAUACUAUGAUUUUUAUUAAAAAUUCAGAGAUGAGAAA
Molecule: messenger RNA, 3319 nt
Organism: Saccostrea cuccullata (small rock oyster)
Lineage: Eukaryota; Metazoa; Mollusca; Bivalvia; Ostreida; Ostreidae
Product: transforming acidic coiled-coil-containing protein 1-like
Exons: 17
Coding region: 93-1550 (485 amino acids)
Biological process (GO): cerebral cortex development; mitotic spindle organization; cell population proliferation
Cellular component (GO): cytoplasm
Source: RefSeq, a predicted model, not a curated record